AUGGCCUUCCUGUCGCGGGCUAGGUGGGAUUGCACACAAGGACUAGAAAGCAGAAGCUUAGAGAAACCCCAAGAAUCCCUCUGUGCUCUGUUCCAGCCUGUCCAGGGUUCUGACACCUCAUGCUCCAGGACCUUUAAGAAAAAAUGGGAACGCUUGCUGGACAGGUGUACAGCUGAGUCGAAAGAGAAAGAUCAAAAGCAGACCACACUUCUGCAGAUAGAAUGUGACACCGUUGGCAACAUUCCUUAUUCUGGAAUUAUACCAGUUACCAAUUUAGACACAGUGAAGGACGUUAUCCAUAUGGCACUACCAGUGCUAGGAUUAAGUGGCUCAGAAAUGGACUACCAAAUGUGGGUCUAUUCAAACCAGAGAAAGGCUUCUUACCCGCUCAUCGGGCAUGAAUGUCUGUAUGCUAUUCAAGCAAGCUACCAUCGAGCUGCUCUUCAUAAUCAUGAACCGGGGAAGUCCACCUCCACCUCGAGCGUGGAGGAUCCCAUUCCGGAGAUCUUGUCUGAUGGAGGGAUCCAGUUUGUUUUGAAGCCCAGGCACACGGCUAAAAGGCAGCACCGCUGCAGCUUUCCCACGAACUGGCUGUCUUGCUGGGGCAUUACCAGAAGCCGUAAUGACCUGCCCCAGGACUCCCCUCCUGCUGUUUCAGUGCCAGCAUUCCUGAGAAUGUCUGGUGUGGAGGACCUGGCCCUCACACUUUUGGAGAUGAUUUGUGUUAUCAAGCAGAAAGGGCCAAAGACAGAGAAUAUUUUUCAAAAAGUUGGUGACAUGAAGUCGUUUAUAGCCCUAAAGGAAAGAUUUAAUAAAGGAAUUAGAGGCGACUGGGGCAAUGAAUCGCCACUUGUGUUAGCAACACUAUUAAAGGAUUGUCUUCGAGCCUUUCCUGGCACGCUGUUUUCAGCCGACCUCUAUGAUCAGUGGCUGAAUGUUUUUGAUAAAGGGAACGACAAGGAGAUCAGAGACAUCCAGAGGCUUUUAGCCCAUCUGCCCAGAGCUAACGCAGCUGUCCUAAGACACUUGUUUUCAUCAUUAUAUGCAAUCUCAUGUAAUGCAUCAUACAAUCAAAUGACUACAUCAAAGUUAGCUUUGUGCAUCACCCCGAGCCUUCUGUAUGUCUGGCGAUCUACUUCAAGAAGCCCAGCCCUUGAAGGCGAAUUGAAGAGAAAGAUAUCCCUUGUGGAGUUUAUGAUUGCAAGUUACCCCAGAAUAUUUAGACAUGGCAAGAAGUCUAAGAAGAGCUGUAAGAAUUCCAAAAGAAACGUUGGAGAGAGUACACAGCAAGUCAUCGCCACUGCGGGGCAGAGUGCUGCCGCCCUAGACACCGAGCCCGGCACCCGGGAACCGCUGCCUGACGUGCUGACCCCACGCAUGACCGCCAGAACCGAGCCUGACCAUGGUGAUUUAAUGCUGCCCUGGAGUACGAAUCACUGUAAGGGGAUUUGAUGCUACCACUGCUGUUGACACAAUACCAGAAAUGGAACCAUCUCAUCAUAUCUGGUGCUUUGGAACAACAGUAAUCGACCCUAUAAAGCAGAGCUGCAAAACUCACAUCUAGUAGGGGGCCGCCCAACUCUCUGAAAUGUGUCAUUUUAUUUCAUUCAAUGGUAGCAUAUUCACAGCUGAACAUCACUAAUUUUCCUACACUCUAACGUGCAGCUAAGAGUGUUUUUAGAAAAAAAAUUGACAGAUUUUUCUUUCUGUCCAGAAAUAAACAAAUUGGCUCAUAACUGACUUCAAAGGAGUCAUGUUUUCUGACUGUGCGGAAAUCAUGUUGUACACUUCACACUUCACAAACUUAUUCAAAAAGGAAUAUGUAAUGAUCUGAUUCCAAAAUUUCAGCUCAACCCAUUUCAGUCUUUAAUUUCCAAUUCCAUUGUUCAAGGGGACAUGCAACAUUUACUAUAAAAUCAGUAUUUAAGGAUACAGUGAAAUAUAUAAAAACAGAAUGAAAAUAUGAGCUGAUAUUGGCACAAAAAAUUUAAACCCACACAUAGUUUUCUUCAUGGUAGCAUUUUCAUACAUUUUUUCAUCAUGAAGUCACAGAAAGUUCAUGAAAGCUCACAUUCUAAAAUCUCAUCAAAAUUUGAUGAAGAUGCAUACCAUAAAAUCCUUUGAAUGGAUUUAAAAUUGUGUCCAUACCAAAUCACAUUUUAAUUCUAUCUCUAUUUUUUUGAGUUUUUUAAAGAUUUAUUUAUUUACUUGAAAGUCAGAGUUACACAGAGAGAGGAGAGGCAG
Molecule: messenger RNA, 2244 nt
Organism: Lepus europaeus (European hare)
Lineage: Eukaryota; Metazoa; Chordata; Mammalia; Lagomorpha; Leporidae
Product: rho GTPase-activating protein 20-like
Exons: 16
Coding region: 1-1452 (483 amino acids)
Biological process (GO): signal transduction
Molecular function (GO): GTPase activator activity
Source: RefSeq, a predicted model, not a curated record